Molecule: messenger RNA, 534 nt
Organism: Penaeus monodon (black tiger shrimp)
Lineage: Eukaryota; Metazoa; Arthropoda; Malacostraca; Decapoda; Penaeidae
Exons: 1
Coding region: 1-534 (177 amino acids)
Biological process (GO): chromatin remodeling
Cellular component (GO): nucleus
Source: RefSeq, a predicted model, not a curated record
AUGAAUGGCCAUGUUGGUAGCGGCAAUGAUGCCAUCAGUCGCAUACACGGAGGAAAUGCUUAUGGAAAUGGUGAUGAGGACGGAGAGAAGGUAACUGACCUAGCUUUAUCCUUUGAUAUGGUAAUAGGAAAUACCCUAUUCCGUAAGAGAAAUGAACACCUUAUUACUUACAAAAGUGGUGAUAGAGCAAGUCAAAUUGACUUAAUUUUAUAUCGAAGGAGAAACAUUGGGGAGAUUAAAAAUUGUAAAGUAAUACCUGGAGAUCUGAGCCACGAUAUGGUAGAUGUGAACACCUGGUGGAAUGAUGCAAGCAAUAUUAUAUUAAGAGCUGGAAAGGAAAUCCUGGGAAAAAAGGAAAUUUGGUGGCUUAAUGAAGAAGUACAAGAGCAAGGGAGUGCUAAGAAGAAAGCCAAGAAAAAAUGGGAAGAAAGUAAACUAGAUGAAGACAGAGCAGCAUAUAAACGAUGUUGCAAGGAAGCCAAGAAAGCAGUUGCCAUUGCAAAAUCAGAAGCAUACGACUAUAUGUAUGAAUAA